Molecule: messenger RNA, 873 nt
Organism: Scaptodrosophila lebanonensis
Lineage: Eukaryota; Metazoa; Arthropoda; Insecta; Diptera; Drosophilidae
Exons: 1
Coding region: 28-684 (218 amino acids)
Source: RefSeq, a predicted model, not a curated record
AAGCAGCACGGGAAUUGUCGGAGGAGCAUGUCGGUGAAAAAAUGGGGCACGGAGCUUGCGCGCACGGAAUUAGCGCGUCGUCAGCGUGCCGAACUGCGCUUUCGGUACGGCAAUAAGCUGUCGGAUCUGAAUCUGCGCAAGCUUCGCAGCAAGCAAAGCAAUGGGCCGGCAUCGGCACUGCCAGGACAGAAACGUCUGACAGCAUCGACGCCGGCGCAGGCGCCGAAUAAAACAGACGCUUCUGCUGCCACCGACGACCGCUUGCCGCAGGUGCGCUGCAUUGCGUCCAGCUAUGCGGGUGUGCGGGACGUUGGUGUUUUGACUACGCCGACACUGUUCGAGGACACCGAGCAGGAUGUGAAAGAGGAGAGGGCUGAGGUUUUAAUAAAAAGCGAAACAAUGCCUCAAGCCCCAUCCCCAGCCCCACUAUCCCCAUCAUUAAUAUUAAAGCAACAAUCAGUGCAGUCGUCGCCAGAUGAGGAGAAGAGUAAACCCGCUUCGCGAAGCUUGUAUGUUCCUGUCGUGGAGAAUCGCGCCACUGAGCGUUGGCAGCAGUUGGCCGCCACUGUGCCGGCGCUGUUCCGCGCUAGACGGCGACGGUUCAAAUGCAUGGAUGAGCGUCAACGUGAGAGGCGUGAGCUGUUCGAUGCAUUCACGUCCAGUUUUUGUCGUGGCCGCGCCUAACCAGCUUAUGUUCGACUUCUUUUUCUUCUUGACUUGAAGACAUACAUAUAUAUAUAUAAGAAGUUCUGGUCCGUAAUUAGGUUUAAAACUACAAACGCAAUCGAGUCCAAUCCGAUUGAAUUGAUCGAAUAUAAAAUAUUCUUUUGACCCCAUUAAAUUCGUGCAAAUAAUAAAAAAAAUAAUUGGUGC